AUGUUCUCCCAGUUCCUCGCCUACCUGAAAGGCCAUGAGAGCGUGCCGGGCGAGGCGAAGCUCCUUCGCAAACUCGACUUUUUCAUCUUGACGUUCUGCUGCCUGUGCUUCUUCGCCAACUUCCUGGACCGAUCCAAUCUCAUGAACGCCUAUGUCUCGGGAAUGAAGGAAGAGUUGGACUUCCGCGGGAAUGAGAUCAAUGUGAUCGGCACGGUCUUUGCAGUGGGAUUCAUUGUUGGCCAAGUGCCAUCGAAUCUGGCUCUGACCUAUAUUCCUCCUCGGAUCUUCCUGCCAGCCAUGAUGGUUCUCUGGGGAGGAUUGACCAUGGUCACUGCGGCGGUCACCAAGCCCCGAGAUAUCAUGGCGAUUCGCUUCUUUCUCGGUGUGGCGGAAUCGAGCAGCUUCGUUGGCACUCAUUACAUCCUGGGGUCAUGGUAUACGGAGAAGGAGCUGGGAAAACGCAGUGGAAUGUUUACUGCCUCAGGGCUUGCUGGUACGAUGUUUGGCGGCUUUUUGCAGACGGCCAUUCAUUCGUCGAUGGAUGGAAUACAUGGCCUUUCGGGCUGGCGGUGGCUCUUCAUCAUUGAUGGUGUCAUGACAAUCCCUAUCGCCAUAUAUGGUUACCUCUUCUUCCCCGACGUCCCAACUACUACUAAAGCGCCAUACCUCACGCCUUCCGAGCGAGCACUGGCGAUUGCGCGGAUGCCCGAAAGCAGCGCUGUCAACGCUUCCCUGAACCUAUCCUUCUUCAAGUCUAUCUUCCGGAGCUGGCACUGGUACGCCUUCGUGGGGCUGUGGAUCAUCGCCGGCGCAACGGAGGCAUUCUCCACCAACGCCCUGCUGUCCAUGUACAUGAAGGCGCACCCGACGCAUCGGUACACCAUCCCACAACUAAACAACUACCCGACCGGCGUUCCGGCCGUGGGCAUCAUCUCGACCCUCUUUUGGGCCGUCUUGACGGAUUACCUGGGUGGCAAGCGGUACCUCGUCGGCUUCUGGAUCGGUAUCACGGGGAUCAUCACCUCGUCUAUGAUUCUGACCCGGUUCGAGUCCACAGCGACCGUCUUCGCAGCAUACUACUGGGCUGGCUCCGUGUAUGCCUGCCAGGCGACGUUCUUCGCAUGGUGCAACGACGUGAUGAGGCGCCAGAACGCGCGGCUGAGGAGCGUGGUCAUCGCCAGUAUGAACACGGGCAGUACGGCGUUUAACACCUGGUGGAGUCUGUACUUCUACUCGGUCACCGAUGCGCCCAAGUACACUCGGGGCAUGUGGGCGAUGAUUGGGGUGUCAGUUGGGUUGUUAUUCUGGACGACGGGAAUUCUCUGGAUUACGGUUAAAGAGGAGGAGAGAGAAGAGGAAGAGGAAGGGAUGACAGUGGAUGCAGAUGCAAAGAUCAUGCAGGAGAGGAUAGUGGAGGCGUGA
Molecule: messenger RNA, 1422 nt
Organism: Aspergillus clavatus NRRL 1
Lineage: Eukaryota; Fungi; Ascomycota; Eurotiomycetes; Eurotiales; Aspergillaceae
Product: pantothenate transporter
Exons: 2
Coding region: 1-1422 (473 amino acids)
Biological process (GO): pantothenate import across plasma membrane
Cellular component (GO): plasma membrane
Molecular function (GO): pantothenate transmembrane transporter activity
Source: RefSeq, a predicted model, not a curated record